AUGUUCCAGCCUCUACAACUAUGACUCAGUGGUAUUGGAGGAUGUUGCCGUGGUUUUUAGCCAGGAAGAAUGGGCUUUGCUGGAUCUUGCUCAGAGGAAACUCUACAGAGAUGUGAUGAUGGAAACCUUCAGAAACCUGGCCUCAAUAGUCUCUCAAAACCUUAAUGAAGGAGAAAAGUUAUCUAGUGAACAUAUAAUGGUACGAUUCAUGAAGAAUAACACCUGGUCCUCCGUGUUAGGAGAAAUCUCUGAAUUGCAUGGGAAUAAACACCAGCAGAAAAACCAGAGGAGACAUUUGAGAAGUCGUGUAGUAGAGAACCUCUGUGAAAGUAAUGAAGGCAAUCAGUGUGGGAAAACCUUCAGCCGGAUUCCAAAUCUUACUGUGCUAAAAAGAAAUUCUCCAGAAGUAAAUCUUUUUGCAUGCUCAGAGUGUGGAAAAGCUUUCGUGGAUCACUCAUCAUAUAAGCAUCACACAAGAUCUCACACUGGAUGCAAUGCCCGUCAGUGUAAGGAAUGUGGAGAAGCCUGCAGCUGUCCCUCUCACCUUACCACUCCUAUGAGAACUCAUAAUGGAAAGAAACCCCAUAAAUGUAAGUCAUAUGGGAAAGACUUCAUUUGUUUCUCAACCCUUAAGAAUUCUGUGACAUCAGUCACUGGUGAGAAACGCUAUGAAUGUAAUGAAUGUAAGAAACAUUUUUGUACUUUCUCAUCCUUUUGUACACAUGUGAGAGAUCAUAAGCGUGAGCGUAAAGAAUAUUGUAAAACCUACAGUCGUCCUUCAUCCUUCAUUUUACAUAAAAAAUUUCAUAACACAGGUAUGCCUUAUCAAUGUAAGGAAUGUGGAAAAGCCUUUAGUAAGGCAUCGUCCCUCACUACACAUACAAGAACACACAGUGGAGAGAGGCCUUAUGAAUGUAAACAAUGUGGAAAAGCCUUUAGUCGGUCAUCACACCUCACUACACAUAUAAGAACACACAAUGGGCAGAGGCCUUAUGAAUGUAAGGAAUGUGGGAAAGCCUUUACUUGUUCCUCACACCUGACUACACAUAUAAGAACUCACAUUGGAGAGAGGCCCUGUGAAUGUAAGGAAUGUGGGAAAGUCUUUAGUGAUUCCUCAAACCUCUCUACACAUAUGAGAACUCAUUGUAGAGACAGGUCUUAUGAAUGUAAAGAAUGCGGAAAAGCCUUUAUGCAAGUCUCACAUCUCACUAAACAUGUAAGAACUCACAGUGGAGAGGGGUCUGACGAAUGUACAGAAUGUGAGGAAGUCUUUAGGCGAGCCACAUACCUCACUAAACAUGUAAGAACACACAGUGGAGAAAGGCGUUACGAAUGUCAGCAAUGUGGGAAAGCCUUUAGUGAUUGCUCAGCCCUCGUUAAACAUAUAAGAACUCACACUGGAGAGAGGCCCUAUGAAUGUAAAGAAUGUGGGAAAGCCUUUAGUGAUUCCAGAGUUCUCACUACACAUAAAAGAACUCACACUGGAGAGAGGCCCUAUGAAUGUAAGGAAUGUGGGAAAGCCUUUAGGCAAGACUCACACCUCACUAAUCAUAUAAGAACUCACAGUGGAGAGAGACCUUAUAAAUGUAAGGAAUGUGGGAAAACCUUUAGGCGAGCCUCAAACCUAACUAUGCAUAGAAGAACUCACAGUGGAGAGAAACCUUAUGAAUGUAAAGAAUGUGGGAAACUCUUUACUCGUUCCUCACUGCUCACUAAUCAUAAAAGAACUCACAGUGGAGAGAGACCUUAUGAAUGUAAGGAAUGUGGGAAAGCCUUUACGCAGCACUCAGCCCUCACUACACAUACAAGGACACACAGCGGAGAG
Trichechus manatus latirostris (Florida manatee) is the source of this 1825-nucleotide messenger RNA. RefSeq names its product zinc finger protein 883-like. The record is from RefSeq and is a predicted model, not a curated record. Gene Ontology annotation, biological process: regulation of gene expression. The annotation marks the transcript as partial. The transcript is spliced from 4 exons. Lineage: Eukaryota; Metazoa; Chordata; Mammalia; Sirenia; Trichechidae. Gene Ontology annotation, cellular component: nucleus.